Cherax quadricarinatus is the source of this 1594-nucleotide messenger RNA. Its product is annotated as GPALPP motifs-containing protein 1. The record is from RefSeq and is a predicted model, not a curated record. NCBI's taxonomy places the organism in Eukaryota, Metazoa, Arthropoda, Malacostraca, Decapoda, Parastacidae.
GUCGUUAUUUUACACUUUUAAAUACAUACAACAUACGUACAUCAUGGACUAAGUAAACACUUCUUGUGUAAAUUGUUAUUUGGGGAGAUAUAAGGAAAAUAAAUGCAUUAGGUGGCGCAGCACACUGAGGUCACUGUGGCCUGGUCAACCUGCAGUUAAUUUUUGCUGUCCAUCCAUGACUGCCAGUUGUGGGAAAUGGUACUCACACAUACACAUUGGACACCAGAUGCAUACAGUCAUCGUGUGAAAGAACACCAGGAAUUGUCAAGGCGUCAUACCAUGGGUGGGGUUUGAACCCGCGCUGUGAAAGAACAACUCAAGAUGAGUACAUCUGAUAGUGACAGCGAAGCCUAUGGGCCUCCUUUGCCACCUAGUAUAAGAAGUGAAUCAGUUAAAAAGGAAAGAGCUGAUGUUAAACCCCAGGCAAAUGAGGAAAACAUGGAUGAAGAUGCUUUUCUACCAGAAUUACCACCACACUUAAUAGGAAAGAGAGGAGGUAGUGUCAAUCAAAGUGCUAGUUCAAAUGACCAAAAAUUAUCACACAACCUUCAGAAUCAGAAUUUAAAGAGAACAGGUGAAAUCAGUUGUGAUAAUCCCGCACGAAAAACAUUGAAACAAAAUCUAGAGCAAAAACCAGCCUCUGAGUCUGAUGACGAUGAAAGUAAUGUGUAUGGAGCAGCUUUACCACCACAUUUGUUAAAUAAAAAGCGAGAAGAAUCUUCACAGUCUGACAGAAGACAUGUCUUGGGGCCGACACUUCCUAAAGGUUAUGUUCCUCCCAGAGAAGUACCUCUUAUAGACAGUGAUAGGGGAGAAAAUAGUGAUAUUGAAGACGAUGUUGGACCCACUAUAGGACCACUACCUUCAGCAGUGGAAAUUGAUGAAAAUGAGUAUAGAAUCAGACAAUUUGAACUCAGGGCACAGAGAAUGAAGGACAAGAUAGUAGGAAAAAAUAUAGACAACAAGCCACUGGUACGCGAGUCUUGGAUGACAGAAUUACCUGAGGACAAACCAAAUUUCUGUGGUCUGGGUCCCCGUCAGUUUUUGCGGAAGACUCCACAAGCGAAAAGGGAUUGCUCAGGGUGGACAGAUACUCCUGCUGAUAAAGCAAGAAAAGCAGAACUGGGUAUAAAAGAAGAACAGCCAGUAAUAACUCCUGAAGAUAUUGCCAGCAACCAGCGAGAUAAAGAACUUUUGGAAAAAGUGAAAGAGUACAACAGCAGUAAAAGAGCAGAACCCCUUAUUGACUUACACAAGAAGAAAAUAAAGGAAAAGGAAGCCAAGUCCAGAUCAAAGGAGAGACGUCCCUUUAGUCGGGAGGAAGACCUACAUGUGAAUAAAUUUGAUGAUGCACAAAAAAGUAAUAUUUUAAAGAAAGCCCAACAACUUAAUGACAGGUUUUCUUCUGGGGACAGGAAAUUUUUGUAAUCUUAAUAUUCACCCACUUCUCACUCUCUCUCUUUGUCAGUAAUGGGCUGUACUCUAAAAUAAUACCUAUUUAAUUUGCAAUUUUUGUAUCUGGUAGUUACAAUAUUUCUGUAGUCCAGUAUUUUAUGAUGCAACAAGAAAAGAAAAAUUAAAGUUCUUUUAGUUA